UUCUCAACUCCUCAAAAAUACGAAAGGAAAAGAGAAAAAUCAUCACUCUCUUAAAAACUCCCCGUUUCUCUUCUCUGCAGAAACAACUCUGACAACAAGAAAAAGAAACUGUUUUAGACACGGAGAGAAAGAGAGAGAGAGAGAGGGAAUUUAACAGAACAAUGGCACUGGCUAAAGAAAUGAUGGGUCGUUCCUUGAUUGAGAGAUCAUCAUUUCUAUCUUCAUCAAAAGUGUUUCUGAAUUGUACUAGUACCACUUUCCAACGCAAGCAGAACCAGUUCUUGGUUAACCCUGUCUUGCUUCCAUUGGAGCAAAGGAGGGUACGUUUGAGGAAAGUUGCCAAGCCUCCCGUGGCUGCUAUUAGUGAAGAUUUGAUAAAGGCUGUGCCUGAUCAAAAGGAAAAAGCGGUUAAAUUUAAGGUCAGAGCUGCCGUGACGGUCAGGAAUAAGAACAAGGAAGACUUUAAAGAGACUUUGGUUAAGCAUUUGGAUGCUUUCACCGACAAGAUCGGAAGGAAUGUUGUUUUGGAACUCAUUAGCACUGAAGAAGAUCCUAAAACCAAGGGUCCAAAGAAAAGCAGCGAGGCAGUGCUGAAGGAUUGGUCCAAGAAAGCGAACGUUAAAGCUGAGAGGGUCCAUUACACUGCUGAAUUUAUUGUGGACUCCAACUUUGGGGUACCAGGGGCUAUCACAGUGACAAACAAGCACCAAAAGGAGUUUUUCCUAGAGAGCAUCACCAUUGAAGGAUUUGCCUGCGGUCCAGUGCAUUUUCCUUGCAACUCCUGGGUACAAUCCAAGAAAGAUCAUCCUGGAAAAAGGAUAUUCUUCUCUAAUCAGCCUUAUUUACCGAGCGAGACACCCAAAGGUCUUAAAGCACUAAGAGAGAAGGAGCUAAGGGAUCUCAGGGGCAAUGGCAAAGGAGCCAGAAAACUCUCAGACAGGAUUUACGACUUCAAUGUGUACAAUGACUUGGGAAAUCCAGACAGGGGAAAUGAAUUUGCUAGGCCAACGCUUGGAGGUGAAAAAAUUCCUUACCCAAGACGGUGUCGUACAGGGCGUCCUCCAACUGAAACCGACAUUCAAGCAGAGAGCCGAGUUGAGAAGCCAUUGCCGACGUAUGUGCCUAGAGAUGAACAAUUUGAGGAGUCAAAGCAGAAUACUUUCUCUGCCGGGAGGCUUAGAGCAGUGCUUCACAACUUGCUCCCGCAAUUAAAAGCCAGCAUUUCAGCCUAUAACCGCGACAUAAACUCCUUUGCUGACAUCGAUGGCCUUUACAAAGAAGGGCUCCUCCUCAAAUUAGGUUUACAAGAGGAAUUCGUGAAGAACCUUCCACUACCAAAAAUGGUCAGCAAAAUACAAGAAUCUAGCGAAGGACUCCUCAAAUUUGAAACCCCCAAAGUAGUUUCCAAGGACAAGUUUGCUUGGUUGCGAGAUGACGAAUUUGCCCGUCAAGCAUUGGCAGGUGUCAACCCUGUCAACAUCGAGAGACUUGCAACUUUUCCACCAGUGAGCAAGCUCGACCCUGAAAUCUAUGGUCCACAGGAAUCUGCCCUCAAGGAAGAACACAUCGUGGGCCAGCUCAAUGGCAUGACUGUAAAACAGGCUUUGGAAGAAAACAAGCUGUUUAUUGUGGAUUAUCAUGACAUUUACCUACCAUUUCUUGAUCGGAUUAAUGCACUUGAUGGGCAAAAAUCAUAUGGUACUCGUACCAUAUUUUUCUUGACUCCUAGCGGAACUUUGAAGCCAAUCGCAAUAGAACUAAGCCUCCCACCCACUGCACCACGUUCACGAUCCAAGCGUGUUGUCACGCCUCCUGUCGAUGCAACUACCAAUUGGAUUUGGCAGUUGGCUAAGGCUCACGUUUGCUCUAACGACGCCGGAGUUCACCAAUUGGUUAACCACUGGUUACGUACACAUGCAUGCAUGGAGCCAUUUAUACUUGCGGCGCAUAGGCAAUUGAGCGCAAUGCACCCAAUUUUUAAGCUUUUGGAUCCACAUAUGAGAUAUACACUAGAGAUCAAUUCUGUAGCUCGCCAAACCUUGAUCAGCGCGGAUGGUGUUAUCGAGUCUUGCUUCACUCCCGGUCGCUACUGCAUGGAGAUGAGUGCUGCCGCCUACCGGAGCCAUUGGCGCUUUGACAAGGAGGGCCUACCUGCUGAUCUAAUUCGCAGGGGAAUUGCGGAACCUGACCCAACACAGCCACAUGGUGUAAAGCUCCUAAUCGAAGACUACCCAUACGCCUCGGACGGGCUGCUUAUUUGGAACGCGAUUGAGAAUUGGGUUCGAACCUACGUGAACCGAUACUACCCAAAUUCAAGCGUGAUAAGCAAUGACAAAGAGCUACAAUCCUGGUACCAUGAGUCCAUCCACGUAGGCCACGCCGAUAUCAGCCACGAGGACUGGUGGCCUACGUUGAACACCGCUGACGACCUAGUCUCCAUCCUCACCACCAUCAUUUGGCUUGCAUCCGCCCAACACGCUGCACUCAAUUUCGGACAGUACCCUUACGGUGGUUAUGUGCCUAACCACCCACCUCUAAUGAGAAGAUUAAUACCCGAAGAAAAUGACCCAGAGUAUGCUAAUUUCCUAGCUGAUCCACAAAAAUAUUUCCUAUCAGCAUUGCCAAGUUUAUUACAAGCUACGAAAUACAUGGCCGUGGUCGACACCUUGUCCACGCACUCGCCCGACGAGGAGUACCUGGGGGAAAGACAGCAACCAUCGAUUUGGUCCGGUGAUGCUGAGAUAAUUGAGGCAUCUUUCGGAUUUUCCGCGGAGAUCCGACGGAUAGAAAAGGAGAUUGAGAAAAGGAAUGCUGACCCUAGCCUCAAGAACCGGUGUGGAGCUGGGGUGAUAUCGUAUGAGCUACUUGCACCUAGCUCAGGCCCUGGGGUAACAUGCAGGGGAGUACCCAACAGUGUUUCAAUAUGAUCCAAAAUAGGAGUCAUGGUGCUCAAUUUUUUCUUUAUUUUAUUUUUAAUCAAAACUUAGGUGUAUAAUUCAUUAGCCCUUUGUGCUGGAUCCCAAUAGUGGUCAGCAAUCGGCAUACUUAUUUUAAAACUAGCUAGGGGUGUAUAUGAUAUAGAGUUUGUAAGCAUGCUGUUGUAUCAUAGUAUUUUUAUGCAAUCUAAAUUAGUAUUAAGGUUCGAAGA
Molecule: messenger RNA, 3148 nt
Organism: Theobroma cacao (cacao)
Lineage: Eukaryota; Viridiplantae; Streptophyta; Magnoliopsida; Malvales; Malvaceae
Product: linoleate 13S-lipoxygenase 3-1, chloroplastic-like
Biological process (GO): lipid oxidation
Molecular function (GO): oxidoreductase activity, acting on single donors with incorporation of molecular oxygen, incorporation of two atoms of oxygen; protein binding; metal ion binding
Source: RefSeq, a predicted model, not a curated record